ACAUCCUGGAUAGCUUUAAUUACAAACUCUCUCUUUUUAUAUAUCUCUCUCUCUCUCCUUUACCUAAUUUCCACUUUUGCUACAUAUAAUUGUGCUUCUGGCUUCUUGUUAAUCCAUCUCAUAUGUUUAUCUAGGGUUUACUUUGCUUUUGUAUCUAAACAAGAUUUCAUCCAAGUUAUCAAUGGCUGCCUCUUAGCUAUAAUAAUAGCUAACCAUUGGAAUUCAGGGAAUCUAUGCAUACAGCCAGCAGCACAUUAAUAUAUGGCUUCUUCCACCCACCCUUGUGCUCCUUGUGCUGCCUGCAAGUUCUUAAGAAGAAAAUGCAUCCAAGGAUGUGUGUUUUCCCCAUAUUUUCCACCCGAAGAUCCAACCAAAUUCGCAAAUGUCCACAAAAUAUUUGGGGCAAGCAACGUCAGUAAACUCCUCAAUGAAAUUGCACCUCAUCAAAGAGAAGAUGCGGUCAAUUCUCUAGCCUAUGAAGCCGAAGCACGUCUAAAAGAUCCCGUUUAUGGUUGUGUUGGUGCAAUUUCUGUACUCCAAAGACAAGUUCUUCGACUACAAAAAGAACUAGAUGCAACAAAUGCAGAUCUUAUUCGGUUUUCAAGUCAUCAAAAUAUAUUAACGCCAUCAUCGCAAAGUUCAGGGAGUUCUGUACAAAACGCUCAUGUGUUGCCUCCUAAUUAUGGUUCUUAUUCAUGGAAUUAUAACGCUUAAAGGAAGAAGAUCGUGGUAGGUGAAAUUGUAUGUGAAUAUAUGCAAAUGAUCGAAAUCCUUUUUUAAUAAUUGUGUUAAUUAAUAAUAUUAUAUUAUGUUUGUACCCUAAAAAUCGCUUUGUUGAAUUCUUUAGAUAUUACAUAAUGUAAGUAUUUGAGUUGCCAUCUA
Messenger RNA from Lactuca sativa (garden lettuce), 882 nucleotides. It is a transcript of the gene LBD25, whose product is annotated as LOB domain-containing protein 25. The record is from RefSeq and is a predicted model, not a curated record. NCBI's taxonomy places the organism in Eukaryota, Viridiplantae, Streptophyta, Magnoliopsida, Asterales, Asteraceae.